Molecule: messenger RNA, 2412 nt
Organism: Drosophila rhopaloa
Lineage: Eukaryota; Metazoa; Arthropoda; Insecta; Diptera; Drosophilidae
Gene: kar
Product: monocarboxylate transporter 10
Exons: 5
Coding region: 310-2136 (608 amino acids)
Biological process (GO): transmembrane transport
Molecular function (GO): monocarboxylic acid transmembrane transporter activity
Source: RefSeq, a predicted model, not a curated record
GGUUGCCUAGGUGAAUUUUUGUUUACCGCAGAGAACGCAACCGCUGUGGUCUCUGAUUAGGCGCCUUAAGUGAGCGAACGAAUUUUUGCAAAACAGCUCGUGGAAAAUAAUUCAGUUUUCUUCAUUCCGCCGCCGACGACGCAAGCGCUCGGUUGUGUGCUCGCUCGAGAGGUCUUCACCCGCCCACUCAUCGCUCCUCGAUUCGCGUUCGUGCGCCGGAUUCCUGGAGUCUUCAAGUGAAUCAGACGCCUUCGACUGGAGUUCCGGCUCAAAAGCAGCACUCGCAGCCAAUCCUCCUAGCCAGUAGCCAUGGCCGAGACUGAGCCCCUGAACGACCUGCAAGGCCAGGUGAAUGGUCGCAUCCUGCCCGCCAAUGGACACACCGCACCGGUCUCCAACGGCCAGGUGCAUGCCAAUGGAAAGGAUCUGGUGAAGCUCCCUGUUCCAGUGCAGAACGGGAACGGCACACACAUCGAAGCGCCCUGCUGUCGGGACAUUCACGGCAAGGAGCCUCCCGACGGAGGAGCCCGGGCCUGGCUGGUCAUGGUGAGCGCCUUCCUCUGCAACGGCAUCAUCUUCGGAUUCAUCAACACGUACGGCGUCAUCCACUCGCUGCUAAGCGACCGGCUCACAAAACUUGGGGAUCCGGAGGCCUCCAGCAAGGCGGCUCUGAUCGGAUCCCUGGCCAUCGGCACCACAUUCCUCUUCUCCACUGUGGCCGGCUGCUUGACCGACAAGAUUGGACUGCGGCUGACCACGUUCGCCGGAGGAGUCCUCUCUGCAGGAGGACUGCUGCUGUCCUCGUUCUGCACCGAGAACAUCAGCGCCCUGUACUUCACCUACGGGAUUAUGUUUGGCCUGGGCGCGGCCCUCGCCUACACACCCACACUGGCCAUCCUGGGCCAUUACUUCAAGCGCUAUCUGGGCAAGGUGAGCGGCUUCGUGACCGCCGGCUCCAGCGUUUUCACUGUGAUAUUGCCACCCUGUCUGGACAAGCUCCUGGCCAGCAAUGGCCUGGAGGGAACCCUAAGGAUAAUGAGCCUCGUAUCUGCCUUUAUCAUCCUCUGCUCCUUCGUCUACAAGCCGUUGCACCCGCCACCAGAGCCGCCUAAGAAAAAGCCAGGAAGGUCGCGCAUCAAUCUCUUCCUGCGCUCCAUUAUAAACGUGGAGAUCUGGAAGCGCAAGCGCUUUGUCAUCUGGGCCCUGUGCGUGCCCCUCGCAUUGUUCGGCUACUUUGUGCCGUACGUCCACAUGAUGCAGUUCGUGAAGACCACUUUUCCGGGCGAGGAUGUGAACCUGCCGGUCAUGUGUAUCGGCAUCACCUCCGGCAUCGGACGCCUAAUCUUCGGCGUUAUUGCCGAUAUGCCGGGAGUGAACCGUAUGUACCUGCAGCAGCUGUCCCUGGUUUCCAUUGGCCUGGUGACCUUGCUGCUUCCCCUCACCAACUCGUAUGUGGUUCUCGUCUCGUUUACCCUGGUCAUGGGUCUCUUCGAUGGAUGCUUUAUCUCGCUGCUGGGCCCGAUUGCCUAUGAGAUCUGUGGUCCAUCGGGUGCCACGCAGGCCAUCGGCUUUCUGCUGGGACUCAGCUCCAUUCCGCUGACGGUGGGACCCCCAGUGGCGGGCAUGAUCUUCGACAGCACGAACUCCUAUAAUUUGCCCCUGAUUCUCGCUGGACUGCCCCCACUGCUCGGCUCCUCGCUACUAUUCCUGAUCAAGUGCGUCAAGGAGGAGGAGAAGGGGGUCAGUGCGCCGCGAGCUGUGGUUAUGGCCAACGGAGACAUCGAGAUUGCCGGCAACGGCCAUUAUCGGCCGGGUGGCACCAAGUCGAGCGCACCGUUGAUGGGUGCCAGUAAUGGUGUUAAUGGAACCGGCGAUGCGGCCCCAACGACCCAUAGCAACGGACACGUGGACAGCGGAACUGGUGCGUACCCCGACUCACCUUGGCCUAGCCCCAAUCGCAUCUCAGACUCCGCCGCCUGCGACCAUCCCAGUAGCUCGCUUCACACUAACCCGGGCAUACAUGUGCUGCCCAGCUGCUCACACACCGCACUGCUGGGCCGGGGCUCCAGUCCCCGCAUGUCCCUGCCCCUGACUGACGACCCCAAGAGGCGUCGCUAUAACUAUUCCAUCUACUAACCCACCGCCUAACUGCUAGCUGCUAGAAUCUCUCUGCUUCGCCUGCUGUAAGCCCUUCCUUGGGCUCUUUGCCAUCUUGGUGUAAAUAGAGUUUGUAAUCGAAUAGCAUGACUAAGACGCACUUCUGACCACCCCACAUUCCACAUCCCACGUCUCUAACCUCGCACCUGCAUCCCUGCACCAGCACUCCCAUUCCCAUUGCCUCCAAUUGCUUUGUAGAUCGUAAGCCUUGUAGACCGGGACCUGCUGUAAAUAAAUGCCAGCUUAGUUCUCAUA